AUGAUGACAGAUUUUCGCAGUUGUCAACAACAGUAUUGUGAUGGUCCAUCGGUUUCACCAACACCUGUUUCUGUUUCAUCUUAUGGUGCCUAUUUUCAUCCGAACAGUGCACAUAGUCCAGCGACUCAAUUAUAUUCAACUGUUGAUGGACAAUAUGCUGCUGUUGCUCAAUUUGUACCAUCUUAUGCAUCACAAUUUUAUCAUCAUCAUCAUCAUCAACAACAACAACAACAACAACAACAUCCAUAUUCAACAAAUAUUCGUACAUAUACAACAUAUGAUAUUGAUUCAUCAUCAACAAAUCCAACUACAAAUACAUCAACAUCAUCAUUUUUACCACAUUAUUCAAGUUUACAACAAACGAAUUCAUCUUAUAUUCAUAUUCGAGCACCAUCACUUUCUCCACCAUUACCUUCAUCUGAACUUAGUUCAGAUAAAACUCUUAUUAAUAAUACAAAUAAUUUUUAUCCACCACCACAAUUACAAUCAUCAACAACAAUUUCACAUGUAUCACCAACAAGUUCAAUAAUGUCAUCUUCAGCAGCUGGAUCACAAUCUCCAUCAAGUCAUUCAUGUGAUGAACAAUCAAAUUUAACAUUAACACCACAUAAAAAUGAACUACAUACAAGUACAACAACUGAUCCAAAUAAUACAUCAAUAUCUGCUACUGGUUCAUGUGAUGGUACUCGUCGUUGUCUUUUAUGGGCAUGUAAAGCUUGUAAACGUAAAACAGUUACUGUUGAUAGACGAAAAGCUGCUACAAUGCGUGAACGACGACGUUUACGUAAAGUCAAUGAAGCAUUUGAAACAUUAAAAAGACGUACAUGUCCUAAUCCAAGUCAACGUUUACCAAAAGUGGAAAUUUUACGUAACGCUAUUGAAUAUAUUGAAAAUUUAGAAGAUUUACUUCGUUCUGCUGGUGUUACUUCAAGACCAUUAAAACAUGAUUUAGAUCAAAAAUCAGCAACAACAACAACAAAUACCAAUGAAUUAUUAAAAUCAAGAUCUUCAACGACAAACUACAGUGAAAAAUAUAAUAAUAAUACAACAGGAGCAACAACAUCAAUAACAACAACUGAUUAUAGUAAUAAUUCCUCAACAUCAUCUGCCUAUGGUACAAUUGAUAAUUAUGCUGAAGUCGUAUUACCACAUCAUACAACAUCAACUGUAUCAAGUCUUGAUUGUUUAUCAAUGAUUGUAGAAAGUAUUGAUCCAAAUAAACUUGUUAGUUCAUCUACAACGACAAAUGGAACAUCGAACAAUACUAUUUUAAAUCGAUGUUGUUGA
Molecule: messenger RNA, 1287 nt
Organism: Rotaria sp. Silwood1
Lineage: Eukaryota; Metazoa; Rotifera; Eurotatoria; Philodinida; Philodinidae
Source: the annotation of a GenBank genome assembly